AUGCUGUCAUCACGCGUCGUCGCUCGUUUGGGUGGUGUGCGAGGACUCCUCUCAGGAGCAGCAGCACAUCCACGUAAUGACGUAGAAGGUCAUCCACCUCCUCCCGUCACGCAACUCAGCGAGCAUGAACUUCAUCUCAAAGACACCGUGAGUAGAUUCUCCAACAAUGUGGUCAAGCCGCUGGUACGGGAAAUGGACGAUAAAUCUCAGAUGCAUCAAUCGGUCAUCACAGGAGUUUUCGAGAACGGGUUUAUGGGAAUUGAAGUCCCUGAGAAAUAUGGUGGUCCAGGAUCGUCGUUCUUCGAUACGGUUCUCGUCGUUGAAGGACUUGCUAAGAUCGAUCCUGCAGUGUCUGUGUUCGUUGAUGUACAGAAUACCCUAAUCGCUCCUCUGCUAAUGCAACUCGGAACUGAAGAACAGAAGCAGAAAUAUCUCCCAAAAGUCUGCAACGAGUGGGUCGGUUCGUUCUGUCUUUCCGAGCCUGGAUCGGGAUCCGAUGCUUUCGCUUUGGCAACUGUAGCAAAACCGGAGGGAGAUGACUUUGCCAUCACAGGAUCCAAGAUGUGGAUUACGAACGCUGGUCAUGCCAGUUUCUUCCUGGUGUUUGCUAACGCAGACCCAUCCAAGGGCUACAAAGGCAUUACCUGUUUUCUAGUGGACAGAAAUCAGGAAGGAGUUACGGUGGCAAAGAAGGAGGAUAAGCUAGGAAUUCGUGCUUCAUCCACAUGUUCGGUGUUCUUUGAGAACGUGAGGGUGCCCAAGACUGCUAUACUUGGUGAAUACGGAAAAGGUUAUAAAUACGCUAUCGAAUGUUUGAACGCCGGUCGAAUUGGUAUUGGUGCUCAAAUGAUUGGAUUAGCACAAGGAUGCUUCGAUGCCACCAUCCUUAUCUGCAGGAACGGAAGCAAUUCGGAUCACGCAUUGCGGUACGUCAGUACCGAACUCGAGCCCGCCGUCGAGUGCGCCGCGGAGAACAGCGGUAUGCAACAUCAAAUUUCUCAAGCAGCGGUAGAGAUCGAGGCAGCUCGAUUACUGGUUUAUAACGCAGCAAGAAUGAAGGUGGGUAUUCGAGAGAGUAGCUACCGUUUUUUUGGCGAACUUUCGUAUAAAAAGUUGAAGCAUCUUCGGUGUGGUGUGUGCCGCCAUGGGCGAACUCUACUCUCUCCAGGAGUAUGUCACCGGGAAUGUUUCUGUAUCUUUCUCUCAUUUUCUCUUCUACAGGUGGCGUGUAGUACCGCUUCAAAAUGUGUGGAAUGGCUUGGUGGAGUAGGUUUUACGAAGGAGUAUCCCGUGGAGAAAUACUACAGAGAUGCUAAAAUUGGCACCAUAUAUGAAGGGACGUCAAAUAUUCAACUGAACACAAUCGCGAAAUUGAUCGAUGCAGAAUAUAAGCACUAG
This is a messenger RNA of Ostertagia ostertagi, 1398 nucleotides long. The record is from the annotation of a GenBank genome assembly. Lineage: Eukaryota; Metazoa; Nematoda; Chromadorea; Rhabditida; Trichostrongylidae.